Molecule: messenger RNA, 1506 nt
Organism: Dictyostelium discoideum AX4
Lineage: Eukaryota; Evosea; Eumycetozoa; Dictyosteliales; Dictyosteliaceae
Exons: 1
Coding region: 1-1506 (501 amino acids)
Source: RefSeq, a predicted model, not a curated record
AUGAAAACACUGUUUAAAUCAUUAGUGCUAUGGAAAACUAGUGGUACAACAUUAAAAACAAAAACAACCAUCAUAAACACCUACUCACUAUCACCAAUAACAUAUUUAUCAUACCUUGAAGAAUUUACAAAAGAUGAAGAAAUUCAAAUUAAUAAAUUAAUCUCAUGGUUUAUGAAUUCUCCCGCAAAUUCUGAAUCACCAACUCUCAAUACCAAUUCCAUUGAAAACAACACAUCAACCAUCCAUUCACGUGCAAAAAUACCUUUGAUGUGUUAUGAUAGAUCAUUAAAACCAUUAAAAGAAGGUGGUUGGGGUAUGUGGAAUAUACAAUUACGUCAAGUUGCUCAAAAGAUUUGGAUAUACAACAGAUUCUUACAAAUGCAUAAAUCUGCAAACAAUUCAAUAUACAUGAUAAGUUGGAUGGAUCAAAUCAUCAACAAAUCAAUCUCUUCUCCAUACCUUAUAAAAAUAAAAAAAGAAUGGGAAAACUAUGCAACUCAAAUUGGACAUCUAAAAGAUAAAGUUCAAAUCCUACAACCAAUAUUAACAAAAAACCAACCCUCUCAAACAUUAAACACAAAUAAUAUUUCACUACCACCAACACUCAAAGAAAUCUACUCGACAAUACUAAACAAUCACCAAUGCAAAUCAAAAGACUAUAUUGGCAAGAAAUAUUCAGAUCUACUUCUUACUUCGCACCAACAAUCAAUACAACUAUUAUGGAAAUACACAUACGACCAACUUUUUGUCAAAAUUCAAAAAUUAAAAGAUCCAAAAGGCCGAGAUACAAUGCAAAGAUUCCAUGCUAGAUGUCUUCCGAUUAAUCAUCUACACAACAAAGUUUGCCCCAUUUGCAACAAUGAAAUGAAUAAUGAUCCCUAUGGUCAUUUGUUUUUCAAUUGUCAGCACACAAUCAACUUCAUUAACCACGACAAAUUAAAAUAUUUUAUAUAUAAAAAUUGCAAUGGAAACAAAAACUGGUCACUAACAAAAAACCAUACAACAAAAUUAUACACACUCAUCUAUAAACCACAAACAAACAACAAAGCAUUUAAACCAGAUCCAACUAUCAAUAUUAAUUUUCAUUUUGCAGAAAACGCACAAUAUAAAAAAUACAGGUUCAACUGGAAUUAUAUAAACACAAAUCUUGAUCUAGUCAGAACACAUGCAUAUUGGAACAUAAUCUCAUUAGUUAUUCACCAAAUAUGGAUAUGGUUAUGCAAAUCAUUAUUUGACAUCAAUAUAACUCAAUCAAUUGAUAAUUGGAACAACCAAAUAAACAACACAACACUAGAUUAUGAUAUAUUAAAAUCAAAAUGGCACAAGCUAAUAAGAUUGGAAUAUUCAAGAACUUUAUCAAACUUUAACCAAUACUCAAUUAAAAACAACCUCACAAAAACUCAAAAAGAAACCCAAUGGUCCGAAACCAUCAAAAAAUUUAAAAAAGAAUGGAGCAUAAACACUAAUGAACCAAUUCCAACAAUUACACCACCAAUUAAUUAUUAA